This is a messenger RNA of Ectocarpus siliculosus, 1155 nucleotides long. The record is from the annotation of a GenBank genome assembly. Lineage: Eukaryota; Phaeophyceae; Ectocarpales; Ectocarpaceae.
AUGGACACCCAAGUCGACGACGUGGAUCAAGCGAAACCUUGGACACCCCUGCGACCAUCCGCUCCCGUCUUCACGCCGCGGACACCUCUUCGAGCAUGCGCUCCUGCCUUCACGCCGAGGACACCCCUCCGAGCAUGCGCUCCGGCCUUCACGCCGGCGGCCGCCACUAAGGAAGGAGAGAAGGGAUUCAGGCCGAAGGUGGCCCUUCGUGGAAGCGCGACGGAUUUCGCGCACGCGGCCACCGGCGUGGGGCCUCGUCAGCCGCCGAAGGCCGAGCUACCGGCGAUGGUCGUAGAUGGAGGUGUCCCUCCGCUCCACGUCUCCACGCCCUCACCGAUGCCGACGCCGGUGCCACUGCCGCCGGGCGUUGGAUCACCACGACCACCCCCGCCGCAGCACGUGGACGACUUCAGCAUCGCCCCCGCCACGAAGCCCUCGGCCGCCGCCGUUGCCUCCGGUCAGACCGCCGCACUCGCCGCCCCUCCCUCCGGAAUGGGCCACUACACCGGUCUUCGAGGCGACGGCAACAACCUGUCGAGCCCUCACAGCGACAGUGACCAAGAGCCUGUCAGCGAAGGGGGGUUGGCGAUGUACGGUGGGGACGACGGGCGGUUCGGGUUCAUCACCGAGCUUGCCAGUGCGGGCGGGCGAAUGUCCACCUUUGGCCGACGGCUGGGGCAGGGGGGGUGUGCCGUGGUGGCCAGGCUCGAGAUGCUCAACGCCGAACACCAGAGCCGUGUGGACGAGUACACGGGAGACGCGGGGCUCGUGGUGAAGAUUGUCCCCAUGGACGGCGGUCGUGCCAUGGAGAUGGCGAUGGAGAGGGAGAUUCGAGUGGUGAAGAUGAUCCCUCCGCGAUGCCACGUGAACGUCAUCGACAUCAUGUCCACGAGCAUGGAGAACCUGUGCAUGGUUAUGCCGGCCGCGUUCUGCGACGUCCAGCACCUGCUCGAGGACAAGGCGGUGCUCGAGAUGAUGUCAUUCGCCGACAGGAUGAUGAUGAUGGCAGGGGCGGCUCGCGGGUUGGACUACCUCCACUCUGAGCUGGGCCUGACGCACGGUGACGUCAAGCCGGAAAACUGCCUCUUGACGAAGGGGUUGGUCAUCAAGCUCGCCGACUUCGGGUUGAGCGGCAAGUAUUUGGACAGUUUCUAA